This is a messenger RNA of Notodromas monacha, 1521 nucleotides long. Lineage: Eukaryota; Metazoa; Arthropoda; Ostracoda; Podocopida; Cyprididae. The record is from the annotation of a GenBank genome assembly.
AUGUUUGAGGACGAAAGUCUUCGAUUUAAGAAGGUUUUUGAUGCAUUGCUUCUGAGGGAAUUCGGACAGGGGACAUGGGAAAAAUUCGACGUAAGGAGUGGAUCUUUGAACCGCAGUUCGAGCUUCAAUUCGAGCGGAAGAGGAAGCGGUGGAAGUGGCUGCGAUGGCGAAGAGCCUUAUUCCGACGUCUCGCUUGAAGAGGACGUCAUAGAUCUCAAUCACAAGGUCUCUUUGCCGCUCUGUUUCGAUGACAACGAACGAUUUCGUAUUCUAGUAAAUUUGCUGCAGGAGCAGAUCUCUGCGUUGGCCGACAACCAGAAUACAACUGACGAUCGGUACCAGAAGGUCAAGCAUGAGAACUCGACACUGAACUCCAGAAUCCAGAUGCUGGAGGAACAAUUGAGAGAGCUUGAGAUGCGAGGGGAAGACCAGUUGGUGAGCGAGCAGAAACGAUGCCGUGAGCUGGUCGCGAGAAUCGAGCGCGAGAAACAGCUCGAGCUCGAAAACUAUCAAGUCAGGCUGCAGUCCAUGGAGCAGAAGGGGACUUCCUUGGAGCGCGAACUUGAAAGAAUGCAUCACCAGGCGGAUUUGUUGAAACAGGAAAAGGCUAGAGCAGUUGCCGAACGAGACGAGGCCGAAUCUGCUCUGCAGAAUUUGCAAUCUGAACAUCAGAGCUUGCGGGAUCUGUAUCGAAAGCAGCUGGAGCAGUUCUCCAAUGAAAAGCAGCUGACCAACGAGGUUCUGCAAGAGAUGUCCCGGGAAUUGGAGAGUCUCCGGUCCGAAAAAGAUGUCAAGAGCAUGGUUUGCAAUGGUGGCCAACGUCGAGGAAUUUCUCCGUCGAGCGGUAGUGGCUUUUCCUGCACUGACGAGGAAGAGUGCACCGACGGGAAACGUCGUCGUCGUCGUCGGAAACGUCGUGGGGAAAAUCGCGUGGACAACCACAGCAGUGCGCAUUCGGAAACCACCUCGUCACGACUUCGCGAUCUUGAGGACGAACUCCGUCGUUUGAGAGAGGAAAACAAAGGGCUUGUGGAACAGAAGGAAGAGUUGCAGGCCCAGUUACUGUCCAGUGGCCUAGAUCAGGGUCGGGAACUGCUAAAUCAAAGCGCUCUUGGAGGAGAAGCUUCGUUGGCCAUGGAACUGGAGGAGUUGAGCACGGACGAGGUAGCAUGUGACUCUAGUGCGUAUAGCGUUUCCUUUGUGAAGUUCCUGGAAAGUUCCUCAUUUUUUGGCUUUUAUUUGACUUGUGAUGAGCAGAUGAAGGAAGCACUGAAGGAGCAGAAGGAGGUCAAUUUUCGUCUCAGAGCCUACAUCGACGGCAUUUUGCUCAACAUUGUUGAGCAUUACCCGCAGUUACUGGAGAUCAAGACGCCGUCUCCAGCUGCAGAUGAAGGUGUGACAGCGUUUUCUGGCCAUCCGUUUAGGAAGGAGCAGUUGGCAUGGAAGAUAUCUUCCAUAGCUGUGAAUGAGCUCGGAUCCGUCCAAUCGCCUUUGCCUGACAAAGGGGGACUAGCAAUCUGA